UCUCACAUACACACACAUUACCCCCACUAUGGUGUAUAAUUCUCGAUUCAUGAUUAAUUUAGCCCUAAUCCCUCCUUUCUCCACACUUCCAUUUCCCUCUCUCUGCUCUCCUCUGCUUUGCUCUUCUCUCUGCUCUCUGCUUCCUUGUUUCUUCUUCCUUCCUUCCUCUUUCUGCCUUUCUCUCGUGUGUCUCUAUCUUUCUUGUUCUUAUUCCCUUAGUGUUCUAUCAUGUACUUCUUCUCUUGGCCUUCGUUCGAUUACAUUCACUAGUUGUCCUGGCGGGCGGGUGAGAUGGGGUCGAUAGACCGGUCGAAGAGGAGGAGUAGUCAGCUGUGGAAGAAGGCGCUCGUGCACUUCGCCAUGUGCUUCGUGGUGGGCUUCUUCACCGGCUUCACGCCGCCCAGCACCGCUACCCUCUUCGAGCGCCGGCCCGUCAGUAGCAUCGGCAUCCUCCCCGCCGCCCCCGUCGAGGCCGUGGAGCGGGUCGUCGAGCGCGGCGCGUCCGUCAACAGGACCCUGGCCGAGAUCACGAGCACGGUCCCGGCCGCCGCCGUGCGCGACGAUCCGCCGCCGGACGCGGAGGCGUCGGGGACGCGCGGGCCGGAGCCGUCGUCCCGGCGGCUGCUGAUCAUCGUCACGACGACCCGGUCCAGCGACCGGUUCUUGGGCGCGUCGCUGCGGCGGAUGGCGCACACGCUGCGCCUGGUCCCGCCGCCGCUGGUGUGGCUCGUCGUCCAGGCACACGCGGACGCCGCCGCCACCGCCCCGAUGCUGCGGACAACGGGAGUCAUGUACAGGCACCUGAGCUACAAGGAGAAUUUCACCGACCCGGGGGUGGAGGCCGAUCACCAACGGAACGUUGCCCUCAGCCACGUCGAGUACCACCGUCUCACUGGGAUCGUCCACUUCGCCGGCGCGUCCAACGUCUAUGAUCUCCGCUUCUUCGACGAGAUUAGAGAGAUCGAGGUUUUUGGGACAUGGCCAGUAGCAAUGGUGUCAGAAAACAGGAAGAGAGUGAUGCUGGAUGGUCCUAUUUGUCUUUCGACAAAGGUCCAAGGAUGGGUCUUGAAGGACUUGAGCAGUGACAAGAGGUUGUUGGUGGCUAGCACAGAAUUGAACCCUAAACCUCCCAAGAUUAAUGUUUCUGGUUUUGCAUUCAAUAGCUCCAUACUGUGGGAUCCCGAGAGAUGGGGCCGCCCUACCUCAUUGCCCGACACAUCACAGGAUUCAAUCAAGUUUGUGCAUGAAGUCAUCUUAGAAGAUGACAGAAAGCUGAAGGGUAUUCCUGCCGACUGCUCCAAGAUCAUGGUGUGGCACCUCUACACACCGAGUGUAAUUCCACUGCCCUUUCACUAUCAAAAGCUUAGAUCAGAAGGUAAAUAAGGGGAGAGAGAGAGAGAGAGAGAGCUGUGUAAAUGAGAGAGAGAGAAAUAUGUAAUGUUAGUCGUGGUCUUUAUUUCCUUUCUUUCGGGGAAAGCUAAAUAAGCAUCCUGAUGGCCACCUCAUUUAAGGGGGGAAUCCGAUGCCUGUCGGCUACCCUAAUCUUAGAUAUCUUAGUUUAAGAUUGAUCAUGAUGCAUGUUUACAGGACAAGCAUUUUGCUUGUUGUAUGGGUCAUUGUUAAUGAUAAUAUGUUAGGGGACUAAUGAUUGAGAAGGACAUUCUUCACAGAAUGCCAAAUGCCAUGACCUGUCUACUAAUUUCUUUCA
Musa acuminata subsp. malaccensis (wild Malaysian banana) is the source of this 1708-nucleotide messenger RNA. RefSeq names its product beta-1,4-xylosyltransferase IRX9. Gene Ontology annotation, cellular component: Golgi membrane. Gene Ontology annotation, molecular function: galactosylgalactosylxylosylprotein 3-beta-glucuronosyltransferase activity; xylosyltransferase activity. The record is from RefSeq and is a predicted model, not a curated record. NCBI's taxonomy places the organism in Eukaryota, Viridiplantae, Streptophyta, Magnoliopsida, Zingiberales, Musaceae. Gene Ontology annotation, biological process: plant-type secondary cell wall biogenesis; glucuronoxylan biosynthetic process.